Drosophila arizonae is the source of this 667-nucleotide messenger RNA. RefSeq names its product tRNA 2'-phosphotransferase (gene Tpt). Gene Ontology annotation, molecular function: tRNA 2'-phosphotransferase activity. The record is from RefSeq and is a predicted model, not a curated record. Gene Ontology annotation, biological process: tRNA splicing, via endonucleolytic cleavage and ligation. Lineage: Eukaryota; Metazoa; Arthropoda; Insecta; Diptera; Drosophilidae.
AACUUAAUUCAAUUGGCAAUGAUGACACAAAAACAGACGAAUGUACAAUUGAGCAAACAGUUAUCUUGGCUGCUGCGUCAUGGCGCUGAAAAGGAGGGAUUCACAAUGCAGCCAGAUGGGUACGUCUGCGUUGCAGAUAUUUUACGGCAUCCGCGGUACGGCGUCCAGUACAGCAAAGAAAAAUUGCGGGAAAUCGUUGCAGCGGAUGCAAAGCAGCGUUAUCAGUUGCGUUCAAAUCCCGUAACGGGUGCAGAGGAGAUACGCGCCAAUCAGGGCCAUUCGCUUAGAACUGUGCAGGCAGAGGCAUGCAUGGAGCGCAUCAAUAGCAUCUCUCAACUGCCCGAUCCCGUGGUCCAUGGCACCUACUACAAAAACUGGGAGCACAUCAAGACGGAGGGCUUGAAGCGCCUGACACGCAAUCACAUACACUUCGCCGUACUGGGCGGAGAAGGCAAAGCCGUGGUAAGCGGUUUUCGCAGCGAUUGCCAAGUGCUCAUCUACCUGGAUGUGGCCAAGGUGCUAGCGGAUCAGCUGGAACUGUAUCGUUCCAGUAACAAUGUGAUACUAUGUGCUGGCAUUGCUGGUUGCAUUUCUCCCAGUUAUUUUCAGCGCGUUGUUGAUAGACGAACGGGAAAGCCCUUGUCUUUCUAAUUCCCGAUCUGGUUUC